GGAGGAAACGUGCUCUUCCUGGUGACCAACUUCAUCGCUACAGCCGAGCAAGCGCAGGGCACCUGCCCCGAGAGCCCGUCUGUUCCUGCCGGGAUGUGCACAGAAGAUGCAGAAUGUCCCACAGGAGAGCCAGUGGUUCAUGGCAAUGGGAUAAAAACUGGGAAAUGUGUGAUGUUCAACACCACACAUUCCACCUGUGAGAUCUAUGCCUGGUGUCCUGUGGAGAACAACACCCUGUCCAGGAAACCUCUUCUGGCUGAGGCGGAGAAUGUCACUCUGUUUAUAAGAAAUACUGUCCACUUCACCAAAUUUAACUUCUCCAGGUGCAAUACUUUGCAGACCAGUGACCCCUCCUAUUUCAAGAGCUGCACGUAUGACCCAUCCCUCAACCCCUCCUGCCCCAUCUUCCGUGUGCGUGACAUGGUGGAGGCAACUGGAGAGACCUUUGGAGACCUCGCACUACUGGGAGGGUGCAUCAGAGUUCGCAUUGAGUGGGACUGUGACCUGGAUCGCUCUGCAUCCCAGUGCCAGCCACAGUACUCCUUCAGCCUGCAGGACAGGAGGUACAAUUUCAGAACUGCCUCCUACUACUGGGACUCCCAGCGACGGCUCUACCGGAACCUGCUGAAGCUCUAUGGGAUCCGCUUUGACAUCUCCGUGCAUGGGCAGGCCACAGUGGUCUGUGACCUGGUUCUGCUCUACCUGGAUGCAAAGGCUGACUUCUAUUGGAAGGAGAAGUUUGAGGAGGCAAAACCCCCACAAGAUAAGAGUGAGGCUGCAGCUUAG
Molecule: messenger RNA, 786 nt
Organism: Nestor notabilis (Kea)
Lineage: Eukaryota; Metazoa; Chordata; Aves; Psittaciformes; Psittacidae
Gene: P2RX6
Product: purinergic receptor P2X, ligand-gated ion channel, 6
Exons: 9
Biological process (GO): response to ATP; monoatomic cation transmembrane transport
Cellular component (GO): plasma membrane; nuclear inner membrane
Molecular function (GO): extracellularly ATP-gated monoatomic cation channel activity; ATP binding; purinergic nucleotide receptor activity
Source: RefSeq, a predicted model, not a curated record